Messenger RNA from Toxotes jaculatrix (banded archerfish), 2540 nucleotides. RefSeq lists its product as uncharacterized. Gene Ontology annotation, molecular function: GTP binding. The coding region runs from base 451 to 2082 and encodes 543 amino acids. Lineage: Eukaryota; Metazoa; Chordata; Actinopteri; Toxotidae. The transcript is spliced from 4 exons. The record is from RefSeq and is a predicted model, not a curated record.
UAAAGAGGCUGCAGAGUAAAGUGAAACAGGACUCGUCCUCCUCCUGAUCAGAGCUGAGCUGCUGUUCAUCCUCUCUGCUCUUGUUCUUUCAGAGCUGCAGGAUUUCAGCUGAACGUUACAGAAUAAAUGAAGGACGGUCAGACUUUGGACACUUCUCUCCCACAGUGACGUGCUCCUCUGCAGCUCCUCUCAGCUGAAGUGGAAGGAGUUUUGGAGAUUUACACGAUUUACAUCCCAAUCACAACAGCUCUGAGAUCCUAAACCAGACGACGGGACUGAGAAGAGCCAACAGAGCAUAUUCAGAUUCAAACCAGAGACCACUUCACAAUAACAGAACCAGCACUCACAUCAAGAUGGAUGAACUUCUCUGAUCAUGAAGAUCUCCUCUCCACACGGCCCUGGUACCAGCUGAUUUAUACUUUAACAUUGUAGUCACACGUUACUUUCCCCAUGAUGAAUGUUUUUAAGUCAGUUCCAUCACGGCUUGCUGAAGCUGUUAAAGAAAACAGCAAACCGCUAAAAGACCAGACAGGGUCUCUCUCUGUAUAUAAAGUUUCCCUGACAGAAGAACGAAUCAAUGUGGAUGGGUGCAAGCGUUUCUAUUUUGGCAAAGCGUCCACUAAACACAAUCGCACCAUAAUGGUUCUCGGAGCAACUGGUGCUGGCAAAUCUACUCUGAUCAAUGGAAUGAUCAAUUACAUCCUUGGUGUCGAGUGGGACGAUUCAUUUCGGUUUAAGUUAGUUGAUGAGGGUCAGUCGAAGUCACAAGCUGAAAGCCAGACCUCUGAGGUCACAGCUUAUAAAAUCAACCACCAGGAUGGUUUUAAAAUAAACUACUCACUGACCAUCGUUGACACUCCAGGCUUUGGAGAUACAAGAGGUAUAGAAAGAGACAAGAUGAUCGUAGAGCAGCUGCGUAAUCUCUUCUCUGCUCAGCUUGGUGUCAGUGAAAUUGACGCAGUGUGUUUUGUGGCUCAGGCUUCUUUAGCACGACUCACUCCAACACAGAGAUAUGUGUUUGAUUCAGUGCUCUCAAUCUUUGGCAAAGAUGUGGCAGAAAACAUCAGGGUCCUGGUGACAUUUGCAGACGGUCAGCGUCCACCAGUUCUAGAGGCAAUCAAUGCUUCAGGUGUCCCAUGUCCUAAAACAAAGGACGGGCUGCCAGUUCACUUCAAAUUCAAUAAUUCAGCCUUGUUUGCAGACAACAGAUCAUCUGCAGCAGACAGCUUGAGUGGGGAUGAGGAGGAUGGAGGCUUUGAUCAGAUGUUUUGGAACAUGGGGACAAAAAGCAUGAAAAGGUUUUUUGCUGCUUUGAACCAGAUAGAGACCAAAAGCUUGACAAUGACAAAGGAGGUCCUCAAAGAAAGACAGCAGCUCGAGAAUUCAGUUGAGAAUUUGCAGAAGCAGGUUACGCUUGGGUUGGCCAAGCUUGAGGAGCUAAAAGAGACAUCUGAGCAACUGAAAGAGCACGAGGCAGAGAUCAGCAGGAAUGAGAAUUUUGAAAUCGAAAUCACUGUCACAAAGCCUUUUCAGUAUGAUAUUUCUGGUACUGGAGUUUACCUCACCAACUGUCAGCAGUGUCAUUUCACCUGUCACGAUAACUGUGCCUAUGCAAAUGAUGCAGAUAAAAAACACUGUUGUGCGAUGGGAAGCAAUGGACACUGUACUGAGUGCCCAGGCAAAUGUCAUUGGAGUGUACAUCAUAAUCAGAAGUACAAAUGGGAGUACAAGGAAGUUAAAGAAAAAAAAACAGUGAAAGAGCUGAAAGACAAGUACCUGAACGCCACAAAGGCGAAGGCACCUGUGCAGGAACUGAUUGAGAAACUGAGGGCUGAUUAUGAUCAUGUCAAGGCUGAGGUUGUGAAGUUCAUGCAGAGGUCUGCAAAGUGUCUAAACAGGCUUAAAAAGAUAGCACUGAAGCCAAAUCCUCUCUCCACUCCAGAGUACAUUGACAUGCUCAUUGAGGGAGAGAAAUCUGAGGCCAAGCGAGGCUGGAAGCAACGAGUUCAGAGUCUGAUGGACAUGAGAAAACAGGCAGAGUACAUGGCUAAAGUGGGCAGAGGAGAGGAACUCCUCACCUGAUCUGAACAAACCUGCUUGUGGUCAGAUGGUGUGGCAGUGUUUAUGAAAAUGGGGUUGUGUUGUGUUGUUUGUCAUUUUGACAUGAAAUUUCCUUUAAGUUUCUGCUUGCUCCCUAUAUUACAACUGUAAGUGCAAAGGCUUAUUUGAAUAGCUUUAGUUGACGGGGUGAACACGGUAAUAAAGAACUAUACUUUAACUAUUAAUGCACAUAAGGCAGAUGUUGUCACAGACAGGUGACAGUGCCGAUGAUGAAAUGAUGAAUUCACAGUGAGGCUUUAAGCCUUUGUAAAACUAACUGUAUUCUAGUCCACCUGCGACAACUGCUGUUGUAGUGUAGUUAAUAUUGUUGCUAACAGAACAGCCUUUGUGUAUCAUUAAUGUGUGUUGAUUUCUUGUCCUGUGGUUUAAUAAAGUAGCUCGAACUGAAAACUGAAACAAUAAAUCCAAGCUUACAGCUG